Molecule: messenger RNA, 1780 nt
Organism: Colletes gigas
Lineage: Eukaryota; Metazoa; Arthropoda; Insecta; Hymenoptera; Colletidae
Product: zwei Ig domain protein zig-8-like
Exons: 6
Coding region: 953-1780 (275 amino acids)
Biological process (GO): synapse organization
Cellular component (GO): neuron projection membrane
Source: RefSeq, a predicted model, not a curated record
GAAUCGCUGCGAACGGAACGCCUCGACGCCGAACAGCCACGGAUCCGGACACCGACGGCACCGCGAAACGUCCCUGAAAAAGGACCGUUUCGUCGACGUUGAUCGAACGCUUCCCGUAACUUUGCUAUUCCUGCGACACGCUCCAACCUUUGGAUCGAGAAAGUUCACCUCGAUCACUCUCGGGUCCUGCGGGACGUCGAAGCAACGCAUUCCGUUUGCACAAAGGCGUGCUCGAUCGAAGGGACAAUCGAUUCCCAGCGACGCGACCAGACAACGAACGAUGCAUUGCUCGACGAUUAGAGAGCGUGAAUAGUCCUCGCGGUCGAGGAGAGGCGACUCCCGGAACAAUGCAGCGGAGCACAACGACGCACAGCGAGAAAAUGCGAGAAAGAAUGAUCGAUGGAACGUCUCGCGCGUUGAGAAAAUUACUUUAACGAGUCCCGCCUAAUGCAUCGCGAACGACUUUGCGGUCGUCAGUGCGGCGAGAGGCGUAAAAGCGUCCACGACCACCCUUUCUUCUCCUCUUACUCUUUCUCACGGUCUCUCUCUCUCGCUAUCCGAUCUCAAACCAGUCGAAACUAACGGCGUACGAGCGCCAAAGAAACACUGCCGUCCGUUAAUUGCAUUCGUUAGCACUCGUGUUCCCGAAAGUAGGACAGAAAGGAGAAAAAGUGCAACAAAGUUUUGUUUUUUUUUUUAACGUGACCAAGUGAUACCGGCGAACGAACGAAACGAAACAGUGUAAUCGUGAGAUUUGUGUUUCGCGGCGCGAGUGAAAAAUCGAGAAACUUUGGAGGUUCGUGGGAGAAAUAGGGCCGCGUGAAAUGCCAGGUCGUCCGUGAAACUGGAAACCGUAGGAGGCUGUUCGACGCAAAGACUAGACGAAACUACGUGCGAUGCGUGCGAGAUAGUAUAUGUCAAUAUGUGAAAGAACCACGCCGAGGAAAAAGCGAUGUCUACUUCUCUUCCCGUGCUUGUCUGUUUUAUCGUUUCUUUUGGUGGUAUAGCGUCAUGUCUACGAAAUUUUCGAACCGACUUUCUGGAGGAAUGGCCGACUCCUGGAACAGGACCCCAUUUCGACACCACCAUGCAGUCAAACUUCACCGGUCUGGUGGGGAAAACUGUGCAUCUGGUAUGCAAAGUGAAAAACCUGGGAAAUCGAACGGUAUCCUGGGUGAGGCAUCGAGACAUACACCUAUUAACGGUCGGUCGUUACACGUACACGAGCGACCAGCGUUUCGAAGCUCUGCACUAUCCGCACACCGAAGAAUGGACGCUGAGGAUACGAUAUCCCCAGCGCAAGGAUUCUGGGAUUUAUGAGUGCCAAAUAUCAACGACACCACCUAUAGGUCAUCCUGUUUAUCUAACGAUAGUUGAGCCGAUUACCAUUAUAAUCGGUGCGCCCGAUCUGUUUGUCAACAAGGGCAGCACCAUUAACCUGACUUGCGUUGUUAAAUACGCUCCAGAACCGCCGCCCAUGAUGAACUGGAGCCACAACACACAGGUAAUUAAUUUCGAUUCGCCGCGAGGCGGUAUCAGCCUGGUGACCGAGAAAGGCCCCGAAACGACCAGCCGUUUAAUGAUCCAGAAAGCGGUACCGAGCGACUCCGGGAUCUAUACCUGCCAGCCGAGCAACGCGAACCCCAGCAGCAUCAAGGUGCACGUUGUCAACGAAGAGCACCCGGCCGCGAUGCACCACGGAGAAGGAAGUUCGUCGUACGCCCGAACACGGCCAAUGUGUUUUAUAAUUUUAUUAAUAGUUAUCGUAAUAUUUAUAUAA